AUGAUCUUUUUCCUCUCACCAUUGCUCACUGAACAACACUAUCUAUCUAAUCUAAUUUUUUUUAUCUAUCUAAAAUUUGUUUUUAUCUAUCUAUCUAUCUAUCUAUCUAUCUAUCUAAAAUUUGAUUUAUCUAACAUAAUUUGCUUGUAUCUACCUAAACUCAUUUUCUAUCUAUCUAUCUAUCUAUCUAUCUAUCUAUCUAUCUGUCUGUUAAUUAUCUAUUUAUAUGACUCUUUUAAUAUAUUUCUGUAUCUGCAUUUCUGUCUUUCAAUCCGAGUCAGUUCAUUAUCUCUCUCACUCUUUUUUAUUAUCUUUCUUUCUGUCUUUAUCCACCUGAGGCUCUUUAUCUAUCUAUCUAUCUAUCUAUCUAUCUAUCUAUCUAUCUAUCUAUCUAUCUCUUCCUCUUCGUUAUCAAUCUAUUCGAGUCAGUUCAUUUAUUUCUCUGUCUCUCUUUCAAUCCGAGUUAGUUCACGAUCUCUCUCACUCUUUCUUUAUUAUCUUUCUUUCCGUCUAUAUUUAUCGGAUACUGUUCUAUCUAUCUAUCUAUCUAUCUAUCUAUCUAUCUAUCUAUCUAUCUAUGUUCAUUAUCCAUUUGUGCCUGUUCAAGUAUUUCUUAGUCUCUAUUUCUCAGUCUCUUUCUUUCAAUCCCAGUCAUUAAUGAUAUCUGUCAUCCUUUCUUUAUUAUUUCUUUCUUUCUGUCUCUAUCUAGGAUAUAAAUUUAGCGCUCUUGCCUCUCUUUUCCUUUCUUUCCUUUCUCUUUUUCCUUUCUUUUCUUCCUUUUUUUUCUUUUCGUGCCCCUAA
This is a messenger RNA of Acanthosepion pharaonis, 801 nucleotides long. The record is from the annotation of a GenBank genome assembly. Lineage: Eukaryota; Metazoa; Mollusca; Cephalopoda; Sepiida; Sepiidae.